AUGGUCAGGUGGCUAUGUGUUCACUUCUGCUCGUCGCAGCAGGAUAUGCCUGCCGUUACUCUGGUUAAUGAGAUCCAUGAGAUGGAUCCUGCUGGCAUCAUUCCCAAUGGUACCCAAAAGGGCAAGGCUCCUGAUGAGAGGCUCAUCAUCAUUAAGGGGUAUGGGAUACAGAUGGAAACUAUGAUGCUAUCUGGCAGUCAAACUACCAAGGCGCUUGCAUUAGGUGAAAUGGAGAAUAUGCUGAUCAAUGAGGCAAUACUCAUCAACAAAGUUAUAUUCUACUUGGCAAUCCCCCUAAAAAGAACCAACGGUGUAGUGACGCCAUUUGAGCAUCUUAUUCCAAGGCUAAACGAGCUAAAACUUAUAUAUCGCACAUUCAAUGAAGUGUUCGAGGCAGGUAUGGAUAAUACUACAAUUCCAAAUGUGGAAUAUGACACCGACAGCGUGGACAGUGUCCAUGAAUGUGAAACUUCGUAG
Babesia sp. Xinjiang is the source of this 477-nucleotide messenger RNA. RefSeq names its product Phosphatidylinositol N-acetylglucosaminyltransferase subunit H. Lineage: Eukaryota; Apicomplexa; Aconoidasida; Piroplasmida; Babesiidae. The record is from RefSeq and is a predicted model, not a curated record. The transcript has 5 exons. Gene Ontology annotation, cellular component: glycosylphosphatidylinositol-N-acetylglucosaminyltransferase (GPI-GnT) complex. Gene Ontology annotation, biological process: GPI anchor biosynthetic process. Bases 1 to 477 code for a protein of 158 amino acids.